AUGAAGGCAGUGGCAGCAACGCGGGUGCCGGGCAGGGUACUAGCGCAGGAUAAUCCGCGAGAGGUCGACGCGGACGCCGAGGAGCUUGCUGAGAUGGAUGUCGCCGAUGGCGACAAGGUACCUGUGCAAGUUUGCCAAGAUGACAGCCUCCACUCGACGGACAGCGGCAACAAAGACCUCCGCACCAUCGGCCACCUCCUACAAGUCAUGAUCCCGUAUGGCGGCAUGCUGUCGAGCGGCUUCAGCAUGGCCUCUACCACCAUCGGCGCCGGCAUCCUCGGGCUGCCGGCUGCCUUCCAUAGUGUCGGCAUUAUCAUGGCCACUGGCUAUCUCGUACUGAUCACCGCCGAGACCGUGUACUCCAUGCGGCUUCUCGUGCAGGUUUCGGAGAAGACGGGUCUGCGCUCCUUCGAGGAGAUGGCGAAGCACCUUCUGCAUCCGCGCGCCAAUAUCUUUGUCGCCAUCAUCCGCGCGCUGCACAUCUUCGGCGGCUCCGUCGCCUACGUUGUCACCAUCGGUGAUCUCCUCAAGCCGAUCCUCAGCUCCUCUGCGUCAACGCCACCGUUCCUUCUCACCUCCAUAGGCCUGAAGCUCCUCACUACUGCUUUCUGGCUGGUCUUUAUGUUUCCGCUCGUCCUGCUGCGCAGGAUCAACUCGCUCCGCUACGUCUCCGCCUUCGGCAUUCUCUUCAUCCUGUACUUGGCGCUCGUGGUCAUCACCCACAGCGCCAUGAAUGGAAUGAGAGCGCGUCCCCGUCCGGCAACGCGGCUAAUUAGCACUGGCAACAUGGCCAUUGAGGGCCUCGGAGUCUUCAUCUUCUCCUACAUGUGCCAGAUUAACUGCUUGGAAGUGGCGCUCGAGAUGCGACCUCGCAGCCUGGGCCGCUUCACCAUCUGCGCCGCCGUGAGCAUGACCAUUUGCAGUAUCCUGUACUACGCCACUGGCCUCUUCGGCUACCUUGACUUCGGCGAAAUGCAAGGCUCCAUCCUGCUUCGCUACAACCCCCUUGAAGAACCGCACGUGCUCGUGAGCUACGUUGGCGUGUUCAUCAAGAUCUGCGCCUCCUUUGGUCUCUUGAACAACGCGUGCCGCAGCGCUCUCUUUCCUCUCAUUGGCUGGGACCCCUACACCGUAGUGUACUGGAAGUACCUCAUCGGCGCUGUUUCUCUUGCUGUCCUCGUGCUCAUGUUGGGGCUGUUUGUGCCCAAUGUGAACAUAGUGUUUGGCUUUACGGGAGGUGUAUGUGGUGGUUUUGUUGGGUUUAUUCUCCCUGCGCUGUAUGUCAUGUACGCUGGAGGGUGGUCAUUUCGCUCCGUAGGAGUAAUCAACUACUGCUGCACCUACCUCAUUUUGGCUGCUGGCGUGGUAGCCGUUGUCUUCGGCACCGCUGCCACCAUCUACAGCGUCGCUACUAACUAA
This is a messenger RNA of Leishmania major strain Friedlin, 1419 nucleotides long. It is a transcript of the gene AAT25.1, whose product is annotated as putative amino acid transporter aATP11. The record is from RefSeq and is a predicted model, not a curated record. Lineage: Eukaryota; Euglenozoa; Kinetoplastea; Trypanosomatida; Trypanosomatidae. Gene Ontology annotation, molecular function: amino acid transmembrane transporter activity. Bases 1 to 1419 code for a protein of 472 amino acids. Gene Ontology annotation, biological process: amino acid transmembrane transport. The transcript has a single exon.